UUUAAUAUCGGUUUCGGCAAUACGGUCAAAGGAGUAUUCGUCUUUCAAUGUUGAUGACGUUGGUUUAUACAAAUCCUCAAAUGCGAUGGUUUGUUCAUUUAUAUACAACACGACAGAAAGCUUACUUUCGUUCUAGCCUAUAUUCUUUAGAAUAGAUUGUCAGUCAUAAACGGGCAUUUGAAUUUCACUAGCCAUCCAUGCAACCAUUUAUCUGUAACUAAAUGUAACUACAACGCAUGCGCCUCAAUUACGUCCGGGUAUCAUGUAAGGGUAUCACAUCCUGGUCCUGACGGUCGUAUGAUUACCUACGAUAGUGUUAUCUCAGUUCAACAGUCCUCCUCACAAUAACAAUGGGACAGGAAUCCGUAGACAGCGGUAUUGGAGAUGAACGACAGCGUGUAGCCGUCACAACAGACAAGCCAUACUCAGGUAUUGCACAUUUAAUACAUGAAAAUGGAAUAGAAAUAGGGACAGGAUUUCUCGUCAAACAUGGCGGCGGGACAUUUUUAGUGACUGCAGCUCAUUGUUUAUGGGACAAAAAAAAGAGAGCAUUAAUAGCUAAAAUUCACAUCAGUCUUGGGAGGGAUGAAACACGUCAUCCAUUUGGAACAAUCACAAAGAAAGCAGUGGACUUUGAAGUUCCUCGGGAAUAUAUGGAAACACGUGAUCGCAAGAACGACUAUGGAAUCAUCCGUCUUGACAAGGAGAAACACAAAGUCGACGAAUGCUGUGCCUUUGACCUUGAACCACGAACGGAUGAAUACAUCGAGAGUCAGGACCUGUAUAUGGCUGGUUAUCCCGGGAUUCCAGAAGAGCAGAAAGAGGGCGUCCCUGGCUGCCCACCUGGCACUCAGUGGGAAAUCCAGUUAACAACAGUCACUGUCAACGAGCGAAGAUUACAUUACCGAGAUGCUACUACACCUGGCAACAGUGGGUCCCCGGUGUACGAGCUGAAGAACGGCAGAUAUGUGGCACAUGGGAUUCAUACACAUGGUAUUGGCGAGGAUCAAACGUCAAAUUCAGCUGUUCGGAUUGAUGUUGAUGCCCUGAUGGAACUUGUCAAGCCGACGUCACAUGGCACCAGGCCGCAGGAUUCUCCACCGCAGCAAGAUGGGAAUGCACCCAACGACAACCACUCUGAACCAGAAAAGUUGGGUUGGUUCCAGUAUCUGUGGAACAUGGUCACAUCACUAUUAUAUGUCCCAUUGAAAAUAGUCACAUUAUUAAGUCAGAGUGCUGCUCCUGUGUGGAAAUCAAUUGUAGCUUUUUUUUCUGCUUAAUUUGAACAUUCUGACGGUUAGUAGGUUGUUGAAUUAAGCAGCUAGGGAUAAUAAUACAUAAUAAUUGAUGUUUGUAGCUAGUAUUGGUAUUGAUUCACAUCACUUAAUACUUUCACAUUUCCACAUUGACCUGCAAUUUGGUGUAAGUUACCAAUGUAUUUUAUAACUAAUAUACUGCUGUAUUGUAGAUAGGUAUGAAUAUAUCAUGUUCGUGUUUUAAUGUACAAGGACAUUGUGACGGUUCUGGGCGAAGGGAUUGGAGUAGAGCUUUGGGUGGCGAAUUAUGGAUCACUCCCUAAACCACCAAUCGCUCAGUUUUAAUCAUUUAAAUUAUCAAGAAUAAUUUCACAGUAACGAAAUACAAAAAACAACACUUUUAUUACAUUAUAAAAAAAUAUAAUUAUUCUUUUGACAGUAUUACAUUCAGUGGUGGCACGGGUGGCCCCGUCGUCUAAGGCGCCGCGAUUCGCUGUGCAGAGUUGCGUCCCCUGGGCACGCCAG
Messenger RNA from Haliotis rufescens (red abalone), 1781 nucleotides. Its product is annotated as glutamyl endopeptidase-like. Gene Ontology annotation, biological process: proteolysis. The record is from RefSeq and is a predicted model, not a curated record. Gene Ontology annotation, molecular function: serine-type endopeptidase activity. NCBI's taxonomy places the organism in Eukaryota, Metazoa, Mollusca, Gastropoda, Lepetellida, Haliotidae. The transcript has 3 exons. Bases 351 to 1280 code for a protein of 309 amino acids.